CGGCCCGAAGCUGGGGUCGCUUCGCCAGUAGGAGGGAGGUGGACGCGUCAGCUAGUCGUUAGUGGCGGCCGCAUUUGUGAAUCCCCCCAACAGCGGGGCGGAGGCUGAAGAGGCGCGCGGUGGUUUGAGGUUGCAGCAGUGGAGAGCCGGGUCGCCCCCUUGGCGGGGUCUGGGGUCUGGCCUCCGCCCGGGGGGGGAAGGGAUCGCCCCCCUCUGACCUCUGGACGAGGCUCUUCUGCUGGGGCCUCUCCCGUUUCACUCCAGCCGCUGGACACUUCUUUGUACCUCCCAACUCCAGGUUUUGGGAGCGGGGUUCCCUUUCAUCACCCUCCCCCACCGCCGUUUUUAGACUUAGAGAAAAUCUUUAGAUUUGCAAAGGUUGCAGAGGUUCCUCUAAGGUUAGCAUCUUGCCUCGCUGUGUUGCAAUGCUGCACGCACUCUUUGUCAACACUAAGAAAUUAACAUUGGCUUAAAACUGAAGGAAGUUUAUCCCGAUUUUACCAGUUUGGACACUUUUUUUUUUUUUUUUUGCAUUUAGUCGGCCUUGAUUUUUACUGAUGUUAAAGCUGUAAUUUGUCCCGUAACCCUACCUUUGCUGCAACGACCCCUACCUCCCUCCUCCAUGAAUUACUUUUUUAAAAGCUAGGAAAUAAUAGCACAGUCUUUGAAUGGAGCGAGGAUGCCUAGUUACUGAUAUACAGCAUUGAAUGAAAUAAUCGUGCUGUCAUGUAGGAAGUAGUCCCAUGGGACCCAUAUAUCCGUUUUCAGUUAUAUAGAUAAAUAGGUUAAUUUAAGGACAUGCCACUUAGACUAAUUUUUAAGUUGGUUGCUAUCAGCAUUUAAACUUUGGGGGGGAGGCAUCUUUGGAUUUACUCUACAUGUUACUAUACAUUUCUUUGAGAUAGGAUUACCUCUUGUAGCCAUUGAUUCCCCAUCCCCCUAUUCAUUAUUCUAAAACAAGAAAACACACUACUCAAGUGCUAAGUAAAUGGAAGACCCUGGUAGAUGGCUUUUUCUCAUAUCUUAAGGAACUGCCAAUUUCUUUAUCAUAGGUGAUAAAACAAACUGAAUGAAUGUAUGCAUUUCUUUGCCUGUUGUGCAGCAGUUCAAGGUCAAAUGAUAUCAACAGGAACUUCUUCCUCCAGGAUCAUAGUACAUGUGGAUCUGGAUUGCUUUUAUGCACAAGUAGAAAUGAUCACAAAUCCAGAACUAAAGGGCAAACCUUUAGGAGUUCAGCAGAAAUAUUUAGUCGUUACCUGCAACUAUGAAGCUAGGAAACUUGGAGUUAAGAAACUUAUGAGUGUCAGAGACGCAAAAGAAAAGUGUCCACAACUGGUAUUAGUGAACGGAGAAGACUUGACUCGUUAUAGAGAGAUGUCAUAUAAGGUUACAGAGUUGUUGGAAGAAUUCAGUCCAGUUGUUGAGAGACUCGGAUUUGAUGAAAAUUUUGUGGAUCUAACAGAAAUGGUUGAGAAGAGACUACAGCAGUUUCCAAGCAGUGAACUUUCAGCCAUUACUGUGUUGGGUCAUGUGUACAAUAAUCAGUCUGUAAAUCUGCAUGACAUCUUGCACAUCAGACUACUGGUUGGAGCUCAGAUUGCAGCAGAGAUGAGGGAAGCCAUGCAUAAUCAACUGGGGCUCACUGGCUGCGCUGGAGUGGCUUCUAAUAAACUACUGGCAAAACUAGUCUCUGGCAUCUUUAAACCAAAUCAGCAAACGGUCUUAUUACCUGAAAGUUCUCAAGACCUUAUUCAUAGUUUGAAUCACAUCAAGGAAAUGCCGGGUAUUGGCUUUAAAACUACCAAACGUCUUGAAGCCCUGGGGAUAAACACUGUACAUGAUCUUCAAACUUUUCCAUCUAAAGUGUUAGAAAAGGAAUUAGGAAUUUCAGUUGCCCAGCGAAUCCAGAAGCUCAGUUUCGGAGAGGAUCAUUCUCCUGUGAUGCCCUCAAGACCACCUCAGUCCUUUAGUGAAGAGGAUUCAUUUAAAAAAUGUUCAUCAGAAGUCGAAGCUAAAAAUAAGAUUGAAGAACUACUUGCUAGUCUUUUGAACAGAGUGUGCCAAGAUGGAAGGAAGCCACAUACAAUCAGAUUAAUAAUCCGUCGAUACUCAUCUGAGAAACACUAUAGCCGUGAGAGUCGCCAGUGCCCUAUUCCAUCCCAUGUAAUUCAGAAGUUAGGGACAGGAAACUAUGAUGUGAUGACCCCACUAGUUGAUAUACUUAUGAAACUUUUCCGAAAUAUGGUGAAUGUGAAGAUGCCAUUUCAUCUUACCCUUUUAAGUGUGUGCUUCUGCAAUCUAAAGACAAUAAAUAUUGCUAAGAAAGGGACUAUUGAUUACUAUUUGACACCAUCGAUGUCAACAACCUCACACUCUGGCAAGCGCAGUUUUAAAAUGAAAGACACUCACAUAGAAGAUUUUUCCAAAGACAAAGAAACAAAUUGGGAUUUUCCACCAACUAGAAGAAUUGAAAACAUAAGUACAGGAGAAUCUCCACUUGAUAGUACAAAUUUUUCUAAAGAAAGAGAUCUUAAUGAAAUCCCAAUCUGCCCACUUCCUGAGGAUAUUGACCAAGAAGUCUUUAAGCAACUUCCAAUAGAUAUUCAAGAAGAAAUUCUUUCUGGAAAAUCUAGAGAACAAGUUCAAGGGAAAGGAAGUUUAAAUUGCCCAUUACAUGCCUCUAGAGGAGUACUAUCUUUCUUUUCUACAAAUCAAAAGCAAGAUAGUCUGGUAAAUCCUAGAGAUCAUUUAUCGAGUAGCAAACAGAUGACCUCUGUAUCUCCCUGUGAACCAGGGACAUCAGGUUUAAAUAGCAAUAGUUCUUACCUACCAAACCAAAAGGAUUAUUCGCAUUACUUAGACAGUAGAUUAAAAGAUGAAGGAAUGAGUCAAGGACCUAAAGAAUCUCAAGGAUUCCACUUUUUAAAUACAAGCCCUCCAGUCUCUAUUUUCCCUUCUUUUCCAAAUUCGCAGAGUGAACAACUUUUCUCCAAAAACCACAAUGCAGAUAACCAUAAGCAACCAGUAGGAAAAGUACCUCAUUGUGAAGGACUUACAAAAAGUAGAGAACAAGAUUCUACUGAUGAAAAAAUUACUUUUCCUUCUGAUGUUGAUCCUGGAAUUUUUUAUGAACUCCCAGAAGAGGUACAAAAAGAACUGUUGGCAGACUGGAAGAGAACAGGAUCAGAUUUCCACAUUGUACAUAAAUAAGCAUGUUCGGGAAAAAGGUCUAUAAAAAGCAAGGGAAAGAUGACUAUUGUUCUCAGAUUAACAGUUUAUUAAGCUCUUUUAAACACUGUUAUUCAAUAAUGUAGAAAUACAACAUAAAAUGUUACAGAUAAAGCAAGAAUAGUUACAGGAAGUAAAUUCUGACAGGAAGCAUAAAAAUACACAUUACAAAAAAAUAAUGUAAAAUAUUAUUCACUUAUUUCUAUAACUAUUUUAUAAUGCUUUUCAAUAAAAAGAAUUAUCAUGGUCA
Molecule: messenger RNA, 3478 nt
Organism: Condylura cristata (star-nosed mole)
Lineage: Eukaryota; Metazoa; Chordata; Mammalia; Eulipotyphla; Talpidae
Gene: POLI
Product: polymerase (DNA directed) iota
Exons: 9
Coding region: 1078-3210 (710 amino acids)
Biological process (GO): translesion synthesis
Molecular function (GO): DNA-directed DNA polymerase activity; damaged DNA binding
Source: RefSeq, a predicted model, not a curated record